Messenger RNA from Prunus avium (sweet cherry), 662 nucleotides. NCBI's taxonomy places the organism in Eukaryota, Viridiplantae, Streptophyta, Magnoliopsida, Rosales, Rosaceae. The record is from RefSeq and is a predicted model, not a curated record.
AUCCCUCAUCCUCUCACCAUCUUAGGACACGAUCGGAUAUUCUGGUUCGGGGAUCUCAACUAUAGGCUAUACUUGGAGGACAAUUCAGCCAGGCAGCUGAUAAAGAAACUAGACUGGAGAGCACUGCAAGAGUUUGAUCAGCUUCGUAGGGAACGAGAAUAUGGUGGGGUAUUUCAGGGAUGGGAGGAGGGAGCUAUAGAAUUUGCACCUACCUACAAGUAUUCUUCAUCAAAUUGCAAUCGCUACUCCGGUGGGGUUCCAAGCAGAUCAGGAGAGAAGCAAAGGACUCCAGCAUGGUGUGAUAGAAUUCUAUGGUAUGGAAAAGGGUUGACGCAGCUUUCCUACUUCCGUAGCGAGAGUAAGUUCUCUGACCAUCGGCCCGUCUCUGCCCUCUUCUCUACACAGGUAGAAGUAGUGAACUCCACUAAUCCAAGAGUCGUUUCAAGGCAUACCAUUCUUCCCACCAUACCACCUCCUGUUGAAACCGAGCAGAGCAACCAUGAUGAGGAGGCCGAAUCUACAUUGAUAUCAUUGAUCGUAAAGGAUUUACAAGCAUCACCAACACAUAAUACAAGAUGUAUAGAACAAAUAGAUGACAGUGAUUGCAGCUAGCCUUUGGCACAUCGUGUUGUUGCAUGCGUGCUCUAAAAUGUGUCACGAAA